This is a messenger RNA of Cercocebus atys (sooty mangabey), 5256 nucleotides long. RefSeq names its product chromosome unknown open reading frame, human C8orf37 (gene CFAP418). Lineage: Eukaryota; Metazoa; Chordata; Mammalia; Primates; Cercopithecidae. Gene Ontology annotation, cellular component: cytosol. The coding region runs from base 2314 to 2874 and encodes 186 amino acids. The record is from RefSeq and is a predicted model, not a curated record. The transcript has 5 exons.
AAUCCAGAAACAUUUUCUCUUUUAUUUUUUCACCAUCUCUCAUUGCAAAUCUUCUAUACGCUAGUAGAUACUUUCAACAUUGCUACAGAUCUCCUCAGAUUUCAUCUUCUCAAGAGCAAAAGCAAAUCAUUAAUGUAAGCCUGUUAAACUGGAUGGCAACUAUGCAUGACUUCCCCUGGAACCAUGUUGCAAGAACCGCUUUUUCAAGCAGUUUUUCCUUGUCUUUCUGCUGGAGGCUGGUUCUCGGUAAAAUAGCCCAGCAAGGCAACUUGGAAAAAAACUUUAAAAAAUUAAUGAGUGAGAAAUCAUAGAAUAAGUCAGGAUUCUAGACAAAUAACUAGUGUCCAAGUCCCCUCCUUGCCCUAACAUUGUCUCCCCACCCUCUGGAGUUCUCUACUCUGACUACAAGGGUAACCAACACUAUGUCUGGGGGCCUCUAGGAUUCUACUUAAGCAUCCUGGCAGUGUCUGAUCUGAGUGGUCAAUGCUCAAUGUUGUUAAGUAUUUUGCAUAAAAUGCUGAUUUCCUGUGUGUGUAAAUAUAUAUAUAUGUGUGUUUAUAUGCAUAUAUGUGGGGGUGGGGGUAUAUGCCAGGAUUCUAAUAGCUAAAACAAAGAUUCAGAGACAAUAACUAGAGCGGCCGUGCAGAAAAGGGGAGUGUUGCCUUGCUGGGAAUAUUCAAAGUUGGUCUGAUGGUAACAUGCAGUGUGCCACUAAAUGACAACCAUCUCCUAGGGAUAAAAAGCCCUGCUUUGGCACAUUUGCAAUUUCCCUCAUGUAAAUAACACCCGCCGUGGCUCAUUUCAAGCUUCCCAAGUGACAUCACUGAAUGGAAAGUUAAAGAGAGAAAGUCUUUCAGAUGUAAAUAAUCUCAAUUAUAUUUAUAAAUAAUAGUAAAAUGUAGUGGAAUCACUAGAAUGUGAAUUUUGAGUAUCGCAUUUGCUUUUAAUAUAAUGUAAUUGCAAGUUUGCAUAAUUUAAUAUUUAAUAAUAGUUGCAUUUAACAAUUAGCUCCCAAAAUCCUUGAAAAUUUGUCCGUGGGUAGGAGUGAGCAGGUCCCAUUCGCUCCAGCACACCACUACAUGUUGCUCUUCAGGGACGUUAAAAGAUACUUUGAACAAAUCAUCUGGAUCAAACUAUCUCCAGAGUCCCAAGGAUGCCAAACUCUUUGCUAUCCCACUUUAGAAAUACCCAAAACACAGGUUAAACUGUGGAUGGUAUUUGUUAAGAAUGCCAUUAACAACACCUUACUCUUGUAUCACGCUUUACACUUUUCAAAGUAGUACUUUUAUGGCACGGUGGGACUGUCUGACCCUGCGGAGUGAAUUUAAAUCGCUGGGUAAAUAGCUUCUUAAUGUAUAAUGGGUGAAAAGAAAGUCCUGGGAGCCGUUUGUCAAAGAGAAAGACGAAGGAGUGGAACUGACAGUCCCAUCAAGGAAGCUGGGAGACUGGUUGGCCCCCACCCGGUUCCUGGUUCUCUCCUGGAAAUGGCUCCAACAUUGUGCAAGCAGGUGGGUGUACAAUAGUUUUGAGCACACAUCUCUCCCUCUCUCAGAUUUAAUUAGAAUUUCCCUUUUUUCCAACAAAGAGUUGGACCGGAUACCUUCUAAGAGUUUUACAAACAGUAAAAUGAUAAGCGCCAUAACAUUCAAAUAUGCUCCUAACAGCUCAGUAAUGGUUUCCUCCAAAUCAAAACGUGCCUGUUAUUGCAGCAGACGCUUGUGCAGACUCUACAUGCAUUCUCACCACAAACACUUACACCACCAGUAGUCGUGGCCGAGUGGUUAAGGCGAUGGACUAGAAAUCCAUUGGGGUCUCCCCGCGCAGGUUCGAAUCCUGCCGACUACGGAAACAUCUGCUUUUUUUUCUUGCCAUCAAACACUUUUUGUGUUUUAGAGCGUUCUGCUCGAACUUCCACAGAUUUCAGGAAUUUUCUAACCGUUGAAACACAACAGGGACCCAAACGGGACAGGAGAGAAUGAAAGGGCGAGAAAGUGUGGUUGUGGUUACAACGUGGGCCCGGGAGAGGCAGACGGGACAAACCACGCCAGACGAGCUGAAAGGAAGAAACGCAAAGCAUCGCGAGUCACACAGACACAGGGCAGAGACAGCUCCGAACUCCGUCCCCGCAUGCGCCAGCCCCUCACAAACCCACCGCAUUCUCUGCCGCGAGCCCUCGUGGGCGCCGGGUUGCCACGGGAAGCGGUGCGCAUGCGCAGGGACGCCUAAUGGAACGUGAGCCAGCCGGGUCCCCGCGUUACCCCUGGAAACCACCGGAGCCUGGCGAUUCGAGGGGAAAACGCCAGGCGAUUCAAGAUGGCGGAGGACCUGGACGAGCUCUUGGAUGAAGUCGAGUCCAAGUUUUGCACACCUGACCUUCUAAGACGGGGCGUGGUCGACCAGCCCAAAGGCUGCGACAGCGGCACACACAGUAGCGACCGGAACCAAGCCGAGGCGAAAGAGAAUCUCAGAUCAACAGAAACAUUUGAAAAAGAAGAUGAUCUUGACAGUCUUAUUAAUGAAAUAUUUGAAGAGCCCAACUUGGACAAAAAGCCCUCUAAAUUAAAAUCUAAAUCUUCAGGUAACACAUCUGUCAGAGCUUCCAUUCAAGGCCUUGGUAAAAGUUGCAGUCCGGUGUACCUUGGUGGAAGCUCUAUUCCAUGUGGGAUUGGAACAAAUAUUUCAUGGAGGUAUGUUACUAAAGAACUUCACUCUGAAAAAAGUACCAAGUACUUUAUAUUUCUUAUUUUGAUAUAUUCCGUCCGGGUGGAUUCGGCCAGAUCAUGUGGGCUUCACCUCUUCCAUAUAGUCAUGUGCUACAUUAUGAUGCUUCAGUCAGCAAUGGACUGCAUACAUAUAUACAUGGUGGUUCCAUAAGAUUAUAAUGGAGUUGAAAAAUUCCUAUCACCUAGUGACAUCAUCGCCAUUGUAAUAUUGUACUGCAAUGCAUUGCACAUGUUUGCAGUGAUGCUGGUAUAAAUAGUAACAUGCUGUAGAGGUUUGUAGCCUAUACCAUGUAGCCUAGGUGUGUGGUAGGCUGUACCGUCUAGGUUUGUAUAAGCUCAAUCUGUGAUAUUCCCACAAUGAUGGAAUUGCCUAACAAAGCAUAAGCAAUGCAUGACUGUGUUUCUGUCAUCCAUCUCCUUCUCUCCAUCUGCCUGCUGUCAGCCUAGAUAAGGACAUGUUACUUCUGGACAAGAAUACAGAAGUAACCUCCUCACUGGUUUUUCUGCCUACAGUCUCUUCUUUCAGACCAUCCUUCCCUUGUUCAGAAUUAAAGCAUAGCUCAGAGUAUACUGUCCUACUGCUCAACACCCUUCCACCUACAGAAUAAUGUCCAAAUUCCUUAGCAUGGCGUUCACGACCCUCCAUAAUCCAGCUCCCAUCCAUCCAUCAUCCAGCUUUGUCUUCCCACAAUGUAUAUUUCACCUUUGAAAGAUUUUAUUUACAUGAGAGUACUCAAGGCUCCCAUUGCCUCUGACUUGGUACAACCUCUUUACCUCCUAGGAUGCCUUCCCACCAUUUUAUCUACCUAAACCCUACCUGUCCUUCAGAGUAAAGUUCAUCACAUGUCUUCCAUGAUUCUUUCACCACUCUCUCAACUGGAAGAAAACUCUUCCCUUCCUGUGUAUUCACGGUGCUUUGAACCUAUUAUAUACUGUAAUAUAAAACUGAAGCUUUUAGGUUGGUAUAUGACUACCUUUCUCCUUGUGACUGAGAUAAUGUCUUGCUCAUAUUUAUAUAAUUUGCACAUUCUUAUACACUUACAGAAUACCUAAUAUCUUUAAGGUGUUACAAGUUAUAAAAAUAUAUUUGAACUUUACAUUGACAUUUUCAAUUAAAAAUUUAAAGCUAAAAAUUAAUACAGUGUAUUAUUGCAGCACUUUUCAAUAGCAUAAAGAAAAGGGUAAGAGACUUUCCCCUACACCUCUUUUGGCAGCCAUUCUUGCGUAAAUCUAUGAGUAUACCCUAAUUUAAUAGUUGUUAAACUUUCUCACAUCAAGAACCACUUUGAAAAUCUUAUGAAAACUUUGAAUCCUCCUCAUACAUAUACACACAAUUCAAAUAUAAAAAUACAUGGAAAAAUUAUAACUUUAAAAAUUUUACAGUUUCCAAUCCAAAUAAAGCCUAAUGUAUUCCCAAAAUCUGAGGUCAGGAACCCAUACUUUUAGGCUUAGCCCACUUUUUACCCUAUAAGUGGAAAAGUUGGCUUUUAAUUACAGGUUGACUUUUCCUUUUCUGACUUUUCUAAACCCUCUGCUAUUUACUAUCUACUAGUUAAUCUAAUAAGUGGCUAAUAAUCUCCAUAUGUCUCCAAGAUGAAGCAUGAAUUUUUAUAAAACUAUCAUAGGAUAAUAAAAUGCAUGUAACAUCAAGACAGUGGUGAACACAGGCAUAAAGUAAACUAUGGAUAACUUAGUUGGAACUUGAGGAACUUGCAGCAUCUCAGAGUCAUCAAGAAUACCAGUUGGUUUACCCUAGAUCUGUGGCAACCUGGUUUUAAAAUAUAUGUAUUUUUAGAAAAAACAGUGACAGCUAGAGGAUUUAUUAUACUAUUAAAAAUAAACAAGUAGUCAUUAUUUAAAUCAGUAGAAAAUACUGUCUCAGUUUUCAAGACACUUAGGAAUAUCUCUGGGAGAUAAGAGAAUGGAACAGCUAAAGAAUAAGGCUGUCUCCACCAUCAAGAUAUAAAUCAUUGAUAUGAUAUUUAUUUUGUACAGUAUAUUGGUGUUUACCAGUAGACAUUAUUCAGCACCUAGUCUAUGACACUCUUAGAUACUGGGCUCAUAAGAUGAGAGGAACCCAGGGGAAGGGAGACAUGGGCGGGGACAAGCAUGUGAGCAGCAAGUUAAUAGAGACAAUAAGGCCAAGAGCACUGAUGGGAGGUGAGCCUUGGAUAGGAAAAGGAAGACCUCUGUGACUGAGAGGAAGCCAGCAAGGUACUGAUGUGUUCAGGGAGAGCUUGCCAGGAAAUUGAAGGCUUUCAUACCUAGUGACCUGGUUUUGAGAAUGAAGAUGUGAUCUGCUGAAAAUAAGAGAGUGGAGGAGGAUGUGGAAUAAUCACUGAGGAAACCAGAAGUGGACAAUGACCAAAGACAAUUUACAUAUUACACAGUGGAAUGCUGUUCAGUUGUUUUAUUGUCCUAUUUUACAGAUGAGAGAAGUAAAUGUAUCCUAACUUUGAGAAAUUUUAGAGCUUUUUUUUUUUUUUUGAGAUGGAGUCUCGCUCUGUUGCCCAGGCUGGAGUGCAGUGGCGCA